UUUAAACUUCACCCUUCUGCGCCCUCAGAGGCUAUGAAUCUGUUGCAAGGAGUCGAUUUUGCCUAGGCCCCUGGUUUCAUGCAGCCGUUCAGCAUCCCUGUUCAAAUUACCCUCCAGGGCGGCCGGAGACGCCAGGGGAGGCCAACCUCUUCUACCUCAGGGACGAGGAGAAACACAGACCGCAAUGCUCGAGACCCACCAGACGUGCACAGGAAGCUGCCAUCCAGUGCUGGAGAGGACCAGGCCAUGCUGCUAGGGUUUGCAAUGAUGGGUUUCUCUGUCCUAAUGUUCUUUGUGCUUGGAGUAACCAUCCUGAAGCCCUUCUUGCUCAGCACUCAGAGAGAAGAAUCGAACUGCACUAUCAUUCAUGCGUAUGUCAUGGACCACUGGAUGGACUGUGCACUUUCCUGCGGGAUGGACUGCCGAGGUCAGGGCAAGUACCCGUGUCUCCAGGUGUUUGUGAACCUCACCCAUUCAGGUCAGAAAGUGCUCCUACAUUAUAAUGAAGAGGCUGUCCAGAUAAAUUCCCAGUGCUUCUACACACCUAAGUGCCACCGGGAUAGAAAUUAUUUGCUCGGUGCUCUGGACAUAAAGGAAUUCUUCGAUCACAAAAAUGGGACCCCGUUUUCAUGCUUCUACAGUCCAGACGGCCAAUCCGAAGACGUUAUUCUCAUAAAAAAAUACGACCAGAUGAUGAUCUUCCACUGUUUAUUCUGGCCUUCACUGACCCUGCUGGGUGGUGUCCUGAUAGUUGGCAUGGUGAGAUUAACACAGUACCUGUCCUUCUUGUGUGAAAAACACAGCACUGCAUUCAGAGAUGAGGUAAGUGGCAAAGUUCUUUACAUGGCACAGCAUCAAUUCAAAGUGUGGCGUGUUGGGAGGAGCAAAGGAAGGAGCAGAGAAACCUUAAGACGGUGGCCAAAUUCAAGUCCUGGCCUUCAGAUACCUGCAGGGUCUGCCCUUGAGGACCUGAUCAUGCCUAAACGCAAACUAACGGUGUAGAAACAAAGCAUGGUUAUUUCACGUGGGAAGGAAAAAAGUUUAAAAGUCUCAUUGUAUAUUCUAUUCUAUAAAUAAAUAUAAAUCCACCAUCUUCUUUAUUCCAAAUCUCUCCCCAUGAGCCAGGGAAGCACCUUUUGUUUCCACAGGGUAAAAGGCGCUCACGGUCAUUGUGCUUCGUCUAGUAUCAGCCCCUGCUAGAGCCUGUCACUGUCAAAGUAAGUGAUGCAAGUUUCCAACCUGCUGAGCACGGAACAGGCAGUCUAGUUCCAUGGAAUGCAGUGUACGUCAAAACACUUGUCAAAAAAGUCUUAGUGAAGAGCAGCUCAUACACUACAGGAAGAUAAUAAUCUGGUAAUUUCAGAAAACAUGGACCUACCAUUUUACCUCAUCACCCAUGAGAAAAGAGGAAAGCUGCUGCCUGGGAAAUUCACUAAGCUUAGUGUUAUCUGUACUUAACCUUGCUAUGUACCAUGUGACUUUUCUUUUAGAAACAUUUCUUUCUAGUUAAUUAUGCUUCCCAUAAGUUCAUUUUGCUCUUUGUGUACACUCUGAAGGGAGUGGGAGAGGUGGCUAGAAAUGUUAUCAAGUUAGGGAGAAGCUGUACCAGAUAGAAUUUAACAUUCAUCUCAGAUAAUCCGCAUCAUAGAAAAGUCCCACAUGGAUAGUCAACAAUUGUCCGUACUUUAAUUAAUGAAUCAACCAUGGUUAUGAAAUAGUAUCACAAGACUCUCCCAACAAGUGCUUUUCAGAUUAAGCUGAAUAUGAGUUGAAAACAGACUUCAUUUUGAAAACCAAUGUUCCUCAAAGUAUCUUUACAAUUUUACUAAAAAAUCUUACAUCAUGGACAAUAAAAAGGAUGACUUUUGAAGCAACUCUGAUAUGUAGAUGUAAUCAAAACAAACUUUGAUUCUAAGCCAAUUUAAUGCCUUUUAGCAAUAAUUGCAAGUCACACAUUAUUAAACAAACUGAAUAAUACAGCAAUAUUGACCUGACCAGCAGUGAACAAUUUGGGUAUUUUCUCCUCCUUCUAGUGUGGAAUAGUGGAGAGAACAUAUGUCUCAGAGUACGAUUUUUAAAACAUUUGUAGGCCAUAAUUACAGCUUUUUAGAUAUGUGUCCUUGGGCAAGUCAGUUGAACUGUGCCACUCUUCUCAUCUCUAAGAUGGGGAUGGGUCUUUUCUUUCAUGAGGUUAUUUUUAGGGAAGAAAAAAGUCAAAGUAUGUAAAACACUUAGGUUGGCUUCUGGUACCUAGUAGAUAGAUAACAAAACUUUUGCUAAGUUUCAAUUUUUAGUUAGCCUUAUUCCUCUUCUGGGUAUAUACCCAAAGGAAAUGAAAUCAGUACCUUCAAGAAAUACCUGUAUUCUCAUGUUAACUGCAGCACUAUUCACAACAGCCAAGAUAUGGAACAACCUAAGUGUCCAUCGAUGGAUGAAUAAAUUGUGAGAGAUAUAUAUAUGUGUGUGUGUGUAAACAUACAUACAAUGGAAUAUUUUUCAUCCUGAAAAACGGAGAUCCUGACAUUUACAACAACAUGGAUGAACCUGGAGGGCAUCAUGCUAACAAUCAUCCACACACCGAAAGGAAAACACUGCAUUUCACUUAUAUGUGGAAUCUAAGAGAGUCAAAUACACAAAACGCAGAGAGCAGAAUGCUGGUUACCAGAGGCGGGAUGGGGAAAAUAGGGGAGACAUUGGUUAAAGUGUACAAACUUCAUUAUGAGAUGAAUGAAUCCCAUGAUCUAAUGUACAACAUACUGACUAUAGUUAAUAAUACUGCAUUGAGUACCAGAAGUUUGCUAAGAGAAGAGUUUAGGUGCUCUCAUUACACACACACACACACACACACACACACACACACACACACACACACACACACACACACACACAGAGAGGUAACUAUGUGAGUGAUACAUUAACUAGCUUGACUAUAGUAAUCAUUUCACUAUGUAUAUGUAUAUCAAAUCACCAUAUUGUAAACCUUAAGUAUGUACAGUUCUUAUUAAAAAUGAAAUAAUUCAACAAGCCUUGGUACCUUUUGUUGGACAGCUGGAACAGGGGCUGGGGUAAGGAGCUGCAGGAGCCGAUUCCUCCCCACUUUUUCUUGGCUAAGUAUGAUAUGUAUCUAGAGUUCAGAAUACGCUAUUUAGAAGGCUGUAAUAGAUUAUUUUGUAUGCCAAAGACUUCCUCGUAAUAAAAUGUAUGUAUACAUACACUUUUUAAGUCAUUCCACAAAUUGAGAUUCUCUAGAUUUCUUAAAUUAAGGUCACAUAUCUAUUCCAUUUCUUAGUAAGUUUGACACCCACCUAACAAUAUGCACUUCUUUAAAUUUUUCUCCUAACAAAUUAAAAACAAUUGAAAACCUAAAGCAUAUGGAAGUGUGAAACCUGAUAUGUUUCAGAUACUAUAGUUUUCCAUUUAUAUAGUAGCUACUUGGCUCAUCUCAGGAAAGAGAGACAUUAUGCUUGAAGAACAAAGUCAAUUUACAACGUUAACGCAAAUCAUUUGGCAAAUGAAAAUUUUAGCAAUUAUUUGCUGUGAAUUGCUUAGAAGCACUAACUAUCAAUGCCCAUGUGCAUUACUGGUCCAAGAAAAGCCCAGACUUACCUUUUGCAAGGUUUAUGAUAGCUGAAGGCAAAACCAGUUUGCUUCCAGACGAACUUCACUUUUAGGUUCUGGUCAUCAACUGACUUGGGAAAAAGUCUGUCCACACAUACAGACACAUUCAUACAUGUAUGUGUACACAUGUAAUCUCUGCUUAAAAUACAAGCAUAUAAUCCUUCACGUUUAAAGGAAGUUAAUAUUUAAACUGAUAUUUCUCCAAUAUUCAUCAUGUUACUGCGACAGAAAAAUUGGCUUUUAAGGCAUAAUAGUUUCAGGUUUUCAAUCAACUAUACUUAGUCAUUGUUGAUAAGAAAAAUUCAGCUAAAUUUUGAUUAUUACCAAGAGUGGUUUGCUGUUAAGUAUUAAAAAGAUGGUUUGCUGUUAAGUAUUAAAUGGCAAAUGUAAUUAUCACAGUUUUUUUGUUCAACAUAUAGUACACUAAGGAUUGUUUGGACACAAGUUAAAGUAAUUUUUUUUUUUUUUUAAUAAACAGCGUGAUGUUACAGACUGCAAAGUUAAAGCAGACAUUGACAGUUUCUGAUGAGCACAAACAGUAAGUGCAGUCACAGGCCAAACUUCUUGCCAGGAAGAGCAUGACUGGGACGAGGUCUUAAAUUUAGUGACACUGUUAUUAUUCUAUAUUCUCAGUACAGUAACACAUGCACUUGCUGUGUCAAAUACUUUUUUGGGCCAUCAUUAAAAGAACAUUUAAAACAUUUUCCUCCUAACUAAUGUGAUAUACUACAGGACUCUAACUCAAUGAAAGACAAAUAUAGAUAAAUAGAUUUGUGACAAUAAAUGGGGGUAAAGAGGGUGAUGGGAGCUCCUUUUUGAAGCUUCCAAAGUCUACACUGGAGGUGUCAGUAGUCUGUGGUGGUGUCACAUUCCUAAGAUGUUGAAGUGUUAUGUUCUAAAAGGAUACAUUCUUUUAGAGUUUAUUCAACGGAAAUAAAGUCUUAGGACUGAACCACACUGAAAACAUUAACUGCAUUUGAAACUUUGGUUCCAUAGCCAAAAACAUUUCUAGAAAUCAUGAAGGCCAAGCUCUCCAAUAGGAAUAUAUAUCUGAUAAGAGUUUUUUUCUUACGAAAUCAAUGGCUAGUGACCACAUUUGGAAAUCUGCACUAGAAUUAAAGAGGUUAGUCUUAUUAAAGAUAUUCUGAGAAAAUAAUAGAACAGUGAAGGUUCUGCCUCCUUGCUAUCCUAGAAGGAUUAACAAAAGUAAGAAUCACCAGAAAUAUACACGGCUCUUAGCAUAACCACAGAAUUAUUAUAGUGAGAGAUUAAAUAAUAUUUUAGAUAGAUUCAUAAACUUAAUGCUUACAAAAUGCAUUAUCCUUCCCAUACUUACCAACAGGAGGACUGGAGUCAACUGUUGGUGGUAGUAAAAACCAGCUACCCAUUAUGCUAAUAUGUACAGUGGACUGAUCUUUUUUCUUUGUUGCUAAAACUCUUAAAUGUAGUUGUGUAAAAAUUGAGUCAUAAGAUUUUCUUAUGGCUCAUAACUAUCUCUUCAUGCGAACUAGCAUGGCUGAAAUAUGAACAUAACUAAAACCAAGCAAAAGGAAUGGUGCUGCAUUGACCGAAAGUGCAAACCCUUACUCAAGUGAAGUUCUUGAACGAAGUAAGCUUGUAAAAACUAACACCCCAACUUGGGAAACUCCUGAUUGAUUCUCAACUCUUCUGAAUUUUAGAACCUUGAUGUUUACACCUUUUAUAAAUGAUGUCUCUUGAAUAGGGUUAGCAAGUACUGUGUAUACAAAUAUAAAUGUCUGCAAAUAUACACACAUCAAUUUCACUAACAACAACAACAAAAAAAAACUAAUUUCAAAUGCUAAAUUCAGGAACCUAGUACCAUGAACGUCCUACACUGCUGCCUUUUCCAAAUGGCUGAAGCAAUGAUUAAAUUUUAACCCAAUUUUUUUCUAAACGUAUCCAAUGCCAUUAAAAACAGGACAUGCCAACUCUGACUUUAUAAAUCAACUCUGACUUUAUAAAUCUAAAAUACAGUGCUCUGCAAAUUUCUGUAAUAUCAGAGCCAAAAGUAUUGAAUUGUGACUCAUCUACUUUUUUUCCUUAUUAACCUUCUGAGGUAGAGUUACCCAUCCAAUUUUAUCAGGACCAUAGUUAUCUUGAGCUGAACCCUAUAUUCUUUUCAGAAAGUGAAAAUAACUCUUAAGAGAAAAGAAAAAAGGCUUCCCAGGCCAUGGUACAUAAGAUACAUUUACAAUUUUUAAUGUGAUAAUUAAAAAAUAAAAAUGGUUUGUCUUUUAUUUUAAAAAACAGCCCAGCUGUAUUAUUCUGUAUCACCAAGAAUUAUUAUCUGAAGAUUUUGUCAGUGCUGAUUUGUAUAGUUCAGCCUUCACAAUCCCAUCCUUGAUGAAGAAUUAAUUCCCUCAUGGUGUGCACAAUAUACUCUCACAGCUUUCAGCCUUCUUAGUGCCCGAUCCAAGCAGGACGGAUAUGAAGAGUGUAACUCAUUCAAGCAACUCCUCCUUGUUCUGCCCCCUCCCUUCACAUUCCCCUCUUCUCAAAAAUAUCUGAAGUAUGAAAGUUGUUUUUAAAUAGUAGAAGCACCACAAUCCAUUAACACCACAUAUGGUCUUUAAACUGAAAUAUUUUAGUGAUGCCUUGGACAUCAAAAUCAAUUUUUAAGAUGGAUUCUGAAUGUGUGGGUCCAGCCCAGGUCUGCAGUUUGUGCAGAUAAUAGAAACAAAAGGAAUUUAUAACAUUCAGAAAAAGUUAACUUGCUAUGUUUAAAAUAAUGCUGGAAAUUACAUUUCUUCAAAAUGUGGCAAACAUGGACUAUUGAUCAGGAUAUGAAUUAAAUGGGUUUAUAAAUCAUUAAGAAACAAAUCCAAGUUUAUGUACUGUGAAAUUUCCAUGGUGCCUUUAAAAUACAUAGGCAGCUCAUAAAUUUUUUUAAAUAAAUGCCAAAUCACUAGAUUUUUGAUGAAAAAAGAAUACAGAUGGACUGUGUUUUACCUAUGUGAAAAUCACCAAUCCAUUUAAAAUAAAAUCCAAGAGGAUAUAUACAUUCUAAUCAAGUAAUUGAUUAUUUUCCUGAUUAAUAAGAACUACACUUUACACAAAAUACUUUAUCAGCAGCUGUUUUCUUCAAAAAACCAAUAGUCAUAGUUUCACAGUUGAAAAAGUUACACAUUAAAAUAUUUUACAAUUCAUUAUAUAUUCACCAGGUUCCCAUUUCCUAAAGGGCUUGUAAUAUAAAGCAGAUUAGAAGGGAAAACCUCAAAAGUUGAUUACUUCGACACUAAGUUUUACAGAGGACACUAAGAACCACAAAAAGCUUAGGUUCUAUCAUAAAAUAGUGACCAAAUUCCAUUCUUUUUUUAAAAAUCCAAUUAGAAACAUCUUUUUUAAAAAACCAAAUUCUACAACAUGAUUAACAGAUUUCAAAUUAACAGCAUUCUGAAAGUCUUCAAAAUAAAUGAUUUUAUAUAGCUGAAAAUAUGAUAAAAAGUUAAAGCAUGAUUUUCAAAUAGUUGAUUAUUUCUUGCGAGAAUGUGUUUAAAUUAAGUUUUAUUUUCUUUAAACCUAUUUUUCUUUUCUCCAAAAUAGUCAUUACAGGAAAUAUUGCUCAAUUGACCAAAUGAACCUGUCAAGUCAACAGUCAGUUAUACCACAUUCAAUGACAAGGACGGUUGGUCAUAGAAACUGGCCAAUAGGAACUGAUCUCUGAUACUGAAGUACCUGGAAGUAGCUAUAUUAUCACUGACUUACUUGAAACAUAUCCUAGUCAUCCCAUGUAACAUUUAAUUCAAUUUUUAGUUCCUUGCCUUCUGAGUACUACUUGUCCCCCUUUUCCUUAUUUUUAAUGUUGUUUGCAUAAACUCUGCUUGGAUAUGUUUGAAAUAUACUUUGUUUUUAGCUAGUUCACUUAAUCCAUAGUCUUUAUAGAAUCUGUCUACAUUUCAUCCAAUGGAAUUAAUUUGGUUGUAAUAACUCUUAAAAUUUGGGAUAAAGUAAGCUAUGUGGCUUGUCUUUUAGUAGCAGAGAGGUCCUAUGGGAAGGGACUAUCUGGACUGAUGUGAAAAAUGCAAAAAUUAUAUAAACUUUGUACAAGGAAGCUCAAAGGUUUUUUGGCACUCAGUAAAACACAGUUAGUAGUUCUCUGUUAAAAUCUCAGUUUCCACCAUCAAAACUUCUUUCAGAAUUGUAUUAUUUUACUGAGCGUUCCUGUAAUUAAUCCCUAAUACAGAAAAUACUGGGAUGUUAGUAUGUAUUAACUGAAUAAAUCUAAAAGACAAAAAACAUUAAUCACAAAGUUUUAACAAGUUUGAAACUUCAGAUAUCUGCAAAAGAAUCUAUCUGGUCUCCUGCUUAAAACAGAGUUUAAAUUCUCCUUAACUAUUCCAAGACAGUUUAGAGAAGUUUCCCUAAUUUUCAAAUUAAUCUUUCUUAUUGGCAAUAUUAUGUACACACUUUAGUGAGGUACCUAAGUCUUCAAUAAUUAUGCCCUUUAAGGGUUCUAAAAUAGCCAAAUAUUAAGAAUAUCUGUAUUAGAGUCCCUGUUUACUAUCCAAGACUUCUACUAUAGGUCUGAUUUCAUAAGUGGAUAUUUUUAAGUGAUGCUGUAUACAAUAUGCACUCUUCAUAAAGUUGUACUUCAAUAAUAAGCCUAGUCUAGAAAACUGUCAGUAAAUUAUUGCACUUUUUCUGGUGUGGCACCUGGACAUUUGCUAAAGCUAUUUCCUAGGGCAUUAAUCAUUCAUUUCAAAUACUCAGUAAAAUAUCAGAUUGUAGAGUGAUGACUAGCCUGAGCCCCUACAUUCUGGGUUAAUGUUUUUCAAAAUGUUUAAGAAUGUAUCUUGUGCUCAAAUGCUAUUUAAUAAAGUUGGAAAGUGAGCCCUGAUGACUCGGAAAUGGGACAUGAUCUUAAAAUGGUUUAAGGUCCUAAUUUUACUAGGGAGAUACUGAGUAAAUAGCCUUAAAAGGUAAAAAGUUCAUGAUUUCUGUUCCCCUUAUUAUAAAGUAUUAUUCAUGAGUAUACUUGGGUUGAGGGGUGAAGCAAUUAGGAAAAUAGUCUAAAUUGUGUUAAUUUGGCAACUCAUUUCAUAUGAUUGAGGCAUUCUCAACUAUAAAAGAGGAUGGAAGAUGGGCGAUUCAAGUGAAAACAGAAGAAAAUAAAAGGAAAGAGGAGAACUUUUAAAUGUGUUUUCCUUAAGUAGUUAUAUACUAGUCAUUGGUAUGAGAUAGUGCCUGAACCUUACCCACAGAUCAAGAAAAAAGCUGACCAUGCUGCUACAAACAAUAAAAAUUUGGGGUGCAAAACAAUGCAUGACUAUGGGACAGAUCAUGUAAAUAAAGAAUAUAUAUUAAUGAUAGUUUCUAUAAUAUAAAUAGCCUUUAAUAAAAAAAAUAAUCUUUUUAAUAACAUUAAUACUCACUUCUAUUUUCUGGAAAACAUGCAUGAAAAAUGUAUUCAAUUCAUUGCAAAAGGAGAAAAAAAAGUCAAUCUAAGGUGAAUACUGUACAAUUCUGGAGCAAGAAUUAUUCCUGCUCAUUCUUUACGAUGAUUAUUUUACUUUGUGGGAGCCCAGAAUUUCCCUGGGAAGUAAGAAUCAGAUUCUUGUAAAUACUGUCCAGGAAAAAAAAAACCACCUCAAAAUACCACCUUAUAACAGGUCUCAUUUGUUACUGCUUCCCAAACUUUGCAGAUAAGACCCCAAAUCAUCAAAAGGUUUGAUUUAUUAAAAAAGAAAAGUCUCUGUUGAAAUCUCAAGAGUCCCUUACACCCCAAGCAUUUUUCUUCAUCAAACAAGGAGUCAAAAACCCACUUCAAACUAUAAAUUGAACAGCAAUGGAAAAAUAAGAAAUUUUCAUUUUUUUCCAAUCUUGAAGUAAUUUAACAUCAAACUCCAGUUUACUUGGACCUAAUGCAAUAAUAGGUUUUGUUGUGUCCAUAUUUCAAAACAGAAAACAUUUGCAAGACAAGAAGAGAACAUCAUCCUUUUUCCUUCUCCAUCAUUUCUAUAUAUUUUGGGGUUUUUUUUUUGUUUUGUUUUUUAAAAAAA
Capra hircus (goat) is the source of this 9638-nucleotide messenger RNA. RefSeq names its product potassium calcium-activated channel subfamily M regulatory beta subunit 3 (gene KCNMB3). NCBI's taxonomy places the organism in Eukaryota, Metazoa, Chordata, Mammalia, Artiodactyla, Bovidae. Gene Ontology annotation, cellular component: voltage-gated potassium channel complex; membrane. The coding region runs from base 79 to 1002 and encodes 307 amino acids. The record is from RefSeq and is a predicted model, not a curated record. Gene Ontology annotation, biological process: potassium ion transport; detection of calcium ion. Gene Ontology annotation, molecular function: calcium-activated potassium channel activity; potassium channel regulator activity. The transcript has 4 exons.